Molecule: messenger RNA, 893 nt
Organism: Drosophila yakuba
Lineage: Eukaryota; Metazoa; Arthropoda; Insecta; Diptera; Drosophilidae
Exons: 6
Coding region: 78-851 (257 amino acids)
Source: RefSeq, a predicted model, not a curated record
CGCAUUCCAUGCAGUCAACUCAUAGUUCUGUCGAUCGUCGGAAGUUCGAGACGUAAGUACCUGUCGAGAUUUUCGAGAUGUUGCCGCUCCAAUUCGUUUUGCUGGGCUGUCUGUUCAUUGCACAGGGGCUAUGCCACACUCUGCCGGAGCCCAAGGUGAGGGUGCCUCGUGAAACAAUCAGCAUUCCGACGCAUCUGUUCAAGCCCGUGGGCCAGAAGUCCAGCAACGAACCUAUUUCUGAUCGAUCUUCCUUAAAUGGCGGAAAUAGGACUGCCUUGGCUGAAUUAGACAAUGAAGUCAAGUUUUUAGAUAGAUCCAGCGGAGAAGUGGAAGAAGUGACAGCCUCCUACGAAGAGGAGGAAAUUCCACUACGACCUAUCCCAUUUCAGCCUCGACCAUUUUUUUCUCAGAGCCCUCCCCGAACAAACGGUUUUCGCAUUCCUCAACCCAACUACGACAAUGCAUUCGAAUCGGAUUACAACGUGGGUCCCAGAGGCAACGCCUUCAACAACAGACCCUUUCCGAGUUCUCCGGAUUUCCGUGACAGAGGCAUUCGACCAUUUCCUGAUACGCCAUUCCGCAACCAAAACUCGGGAGCCUGGGUAUCUGGACCAGUAAGGGUAACUGGACCAGUACCUAUACCAUCUGAUGGUUCCAUAAUCCCCCUUAUUGCCGGUGGUCCCAGUAUUUCGGCUGGUAACAGUGGCCCUCUUGGUUCCGGAGGCUCUUCAAACAACUUUUACCGAUCCGAAUCCUAUAGCUACACCUCUGACGGAAGAGGACCUCCGCAGAUCGAGCGGGAUGUGUACGACUCGCGGAAUGGAUUUGGAUCAUCAUUCCGCAACUUUUAACCGCCUUUCUAAUAGAAACUAAUAAAUGAAACUCAGAGCUGA